Juglans microcarpa x Juglans regia is the source of this 853-nucleotide messenger RNA. RefSeq names its product dirigent protein 22-like. The record is from RefSeq and is a predicted model, not a curated record. The coding region runs from base 126 to 695 and encodes 189 amino acids. The transcript has a single exon. Lineage: Eukaryota; Viridiplantae; Streptophyta; Magnoliopsida; Fagales; Juglandaceae.
ACCAGUAAAGAAGUAGGCCAAUAAAAAGCAAUGGGACUCAUCAUCAAGUAGCCCAAUCCUUUUGAAAAGCUCAUCCUAUAAAAUGGUAAAGAUAUUGCUACUAAAACCAGAGGCAAUUCCCCAAAAUGGUUUGUUCGCUUAUCAUUCUCCUCAUCCUCUGCUUAGCCUUGCUGAAUACCCUCAGUGCAGCUUUUGUGGAGGAAAUCACAGAUGUCAUAGCGAUAAACUGCGAGCAAAAGACGAGCCAUCUCCACUUCUACUUCCAUGAUAUCGUUAGUGGCAAAAGCCCAAGUGCUGUCAGAGUUGCAGGGCCUCCAAACAGUACCAUUUUCGACUUCCGGAACACGAUGAUGGUUGAUGAUGCACUAACCGAAGGGCCUAAACUCGCAUCAAAAAUCGUGGGAAGGGCUCAAGGAUUUUAUGCCAUGGCUUCUCAAAAUGAGGCUUCACUGCUUAUGGUUAUGAACUUUGUUUUCAUGGAAGAUAAGUAUAAUGGCAGUAGCAUUACCAUUCUUGGGAGAAAUCCAGUGUUUAGUGACGUGAGAGAAAUGUCUAUUGUUGGAGGUAGCGGGCUUUUCGGGAAUGCUCGUGGCUAUGCAUUGGCACAUACAAUUUCGGUUGACCCGAAAACAGGAGAUGCCAUUGUCGAGUACCAUGUUUACGUAUUGCAUUUCCAGGGAUUUGUUUUGGCUUAAGCUUGAGAUCGGAUGAGUAAGGGGAUCUUGUCUUGUCUUGUUUAUUUUAUUUAUUUUUUUCUUCAAAUGUGCUCUAUCGUAUUGGGGUCAUGAUUGCCUCAAAUGUAUUGUUACCCCCAAAAAUUAUUAAUACUCUAUAUAUGUGGGCAUUGCCUGCU